AUGUCAUCAGACACGACCUACUGCCUUCUGUUGGGCACAGGAAUUAUCCUCGUGCAGAACGGAUACCAUUUCCGCCAACUCCUUGCCACACACCGAGGAAUCUUUGACCGCGACGGCGUCGGAUCCAUCAUCCCGCCGAAGUCCUGGGUGAUCAAGACCUCUUCCGACGAAGCUGCCCGCGACCUGGCGAAGGAGCUCAGGGCUUCUGUGAGAAGGUCUAUAUCCUACAGCCCACCUCUGCCGACUAUCGGGCCCUCGACGCCGCGACCCUCCUCCGGCGGAAAUCUUUCCAAGAGUACAAGUGCGUGGGGUACCUUUCUUCCGACGGUUCUUCGGACGUGA
Messenger RNA from Ectocarpus siliculosus, 342 nucleotides. Lineage: Eukaryota; Phaeophyceae; Ectocarpales; Ectocarpaceae. The record is from the annotation of a GenBank genome assembly.